CACCGCCGCGCGCGCUGAUUGGCCUGGGGAGGGGGCGGGGCCGGGAGGCGGCUUGUUGUGAGAGGAUCAGGAUGGCCGCCAUCUUGUGCGGCGCCCGAGCCCAAUCUUGAGCUCGAGCCCGAUCGUGAGGCGUCCGGCCUCCGAUCUAAGAAGCGAGGGUCCCGGCCCCGGGAGGCGCGGGAACGGGAGCCGCUGGCCACCCCUCCCCUCAAGGCACUGUCCCCCACCCGAGUCCAGCCCGCGGCCCAGCCCGAGCGGAGCGGAGCGCCUCAGGGUCCUGCGUGGGCCCGCGCCGCCCGCCCGCGGAGGAUGAACGGAGGAUAAAUGGUUCCCCAGGCGGACAGCGGCGCCUUCGUGCUCCUCUUCCUGCUGGUGCUCACCGGCACUGAGCCGCUGCGCCCAGAACUGCGGUGCAACCCGGGCCAGUUUGCUUGUCGCAGCGGUACCAUCCACUGCAUCCCCCUGUCCUGGCAGUGUGAUGGCAGGGGGGCCUGCGAAGAUGAGAGUGACGAGGUUGGCUGUCCAGAUGUGCCUGGGGACCAGCGUUAUCAUGGAAAGGAGGCCAUGGAUUCUCGGCCCAGUCGUGGGAGAGGAGAUACGACUCGCUUCCACACGGUGAAUGUAGCCCAGCCUGUCCGCUUUAGCAGAAAGUGCCCGACAGGAUGGCAUCAUUACGAGGGCACAGCCAGCUGUUACAAGGUCUACCUCAAUGGAGAGAACUACUGGGAUGCUCUGCAGACCUGCCAGAGGGUGAAUGGCUCCUUGGUUGUCUUUACAAGUGACCAGGAGCUCCGCUUUGUCCUGGCCCAGGAAUGGGACCUGCAGGAGAGGACCUUUGGGUGGAAGGACCAACGCAAGUUUUGGGUUGGCUAUCAGUAUGUCAUCACUGGUCGAAACCGUUCUCUAGAAGGUCACUGGGAGGUCGCUCACAAAGGUCCCUCCGAGGACUUUUUAAAGCCUCCAGACCCCAUCUUUGCGUCAGCUGUGCCUGAGAAUGACAACGUGCUCUGUGCCCAGCUGCAGUGCUUCCAUUUCCCCACCCUGAGGCACCACGACUUGCACAGCUGGUAUGCGGAGAACUGCUAUGAGAAAUCUUCCUUCCUUUGCAAAAGAAGCCAAACGUGUGUGGACAUCAAGGACAACAUUGUGGGGGAAGGCUAUCACUUUACACCCAAAGGCAACGACCCCUGCCUGAGCUGUACCUGCCACAAUGGUGAGCCGGAGAUGUGCGUGGCUGCACUGUGCGAGGGGCCCCAGGGCUGCCAGCAGUAUGACAAGGACCCAAAGGAGUGCUGCAAGUUCAUGUGCUUGGAUCCAGCAGAUGGCAGCAGCUUGUUUGACUCCAUGGCGAGUGGGAUGCGCCUGAUUGUUAGCUGCAUCUCCUCCUUCCUGAUCCUGUCUCUCCUGCUCUUCAUGGUCCACCGGCUUCGUCAGAGACGCCGAGAACGCAUCGAGUCACUGAUAGGGGCAAACCUGCAUCAUUUUAACCUCGGACGGAGGAUCCCAGGCUUUGAUUAUGGCCCUGAUGGUUUCGGGACUGGCCUUACUCCCCUGCAUCUCUCAGACGAUGGAGAAGGUGGAGCCUUUCACUUCCAUGACCCUCCUCCACCGUACACAGCUUACAAGUACCCGGACAUCCAGCAUCCUGAUGACCCGCCGCCGCCCUACGAAGCCUCCAUUGACCCCAGCAGUGCCCUCUGCGCCCCAUCAGAUGGCGUCUGUGCUCAGCCGGCUCAGAGCAGUCCGCCCUCCCUAGGAGACAGCGAUGCCUCUCCCGGACUCGCCGAGGGGCCUCUCCCUCCUUCGGUGGGGCCGUUGUCCGCAGAGCUGGACGACUCGGCCGAUAGCAGCACCCUCCUCGUGCCUCCAGACACGCCCCUGAGCGAGAGCGGGCGGGCGGGAACUCUGGGGGGCAGCCGGCCCAGCCUCUGCUCUCUCAAUACCAUCGUCUAGAGGAGCGCAGAGCCGAGGCUGCUGCUCAGAAAUCGGAGCCCCUGUUUGCACACAACUGGACAAAGAGCCCGGCUCGAGGCUGAGCUCCGAAGGGAAGCGCCCGCUCUGCCUGCUCCCUGCAGGCUGGCGUGGCUGCCGCUCGGCCCUCACCGGGCAUUCACGGCCUGGUUUAUUGUGUAAAUAGGGUGGGCGAGAGGAAGGCCCCACGGGCCUCUGCAGGGGCGGAAAGAGGACGGAACUCGGGCGCCUUCCGGUCACCGCUCUUGGCUUUGGCUCGCUUUCUCCAGGCAUGGCGGAGGACGGGCCAACUCCUUUGAGUGGGGGUGGCGGAGAGUGGGCUGAGGCUGGCGGCCAGGAGGGGGUGGACUCCCCUGGAUGGGUCACUCCCGUAGAGUCCUUGGAAAUGUCCCUAGGACAGGCCACGGGGAGGCCCGGCUGGGGGGACGUUCGACUUGAGCUGGGACGUAGCGAUGCUCACACGGGAGCGUAGGCCCCGCUAGGCCCAGGCGGGGAGUGUGCCAGUCCUCGGCCGAAUGCCCAUCUCGAAACGGCAGAGGAAUAGCAGAAGAGGAUCCACCUAGUCUGGCUUUGUAGGCCUCGAAGGCAGGACCGCGGCCGCCGGAGUCCGAUCCCUCCUGGGGUGGUGAGAGGCAGGCACGCGGCCUACAGAUGCUUCGUCCUCCUCAGGCUGGUGCCCAGCGUCCGCUUAGGUGGGCAGAGGAGAGUGGCUGCCCCUGCCCGGGCCCUCGGGGCAGAGCGAAGGGGGCCGGCUGCCUGUUAGCCGUUCCUGGGGUCCGUCACCCUUUACCUGCGUUUUGACCCGACUGAGAAUAGCUAAGAAGGGGAACGGCUGAUUGGAAACGCUUCUCGGCCAGCGUCCCAGAGCACGCGUGGCAGGUCACGCCCCCGUGGGCCCUCCAGCCUCAGCGGCCUCCUCUGGAAACCGAGGUCCCUUCUCUGCCAUGAGCCCCCGAGGGCCUCGCUCAGGGGAGCCCCUUCUGCUGCGAGGCGAUGGCAGCUUCUUUCUUAGGAAUGGCUGUGGGGCUUCUCAGGGGCUGGAGGGGCCCUGAGAGAUGCGUGCUUUCUGCUGGGGUAGCCCUCAGUUUGCAGGGUGCGGGGGAGGAGGGAGACUCGGUGACGGGGUAGCUCUCUCUUCAUUUAGAACCAGAAGCAUCCCCGCGGUAUUCCCCUCGGAUCCUGGACCUCUCAGUAUUUUCUCUGGCCGACAGUCCGAGCGGUGGGAUCGCUGGGCUCUGUCCCCCCUGCCUCUCCCCGUUUCUAAUGAGACCUUCCCCUUCCUGCUGACGAGUGGGUUACCUCAUUAGGGACUCUGGGGGGAUUCAAGGGCCGCCACAGCCUCUGGGAGGAGGCUGGUGCCUCCCGGCAGGGGAAGGUGAUCCCAGAGGCCAGUCACAGGUGAAUGAAUGCACGUGGUCAGCUCAGGGUUGUCCGGUGCGGGGGAGAUGCUCGGGGAUCACUCUGCGCCCUCGUCCCACCCCCUCAGAAGCCCACCUUGUCUCCCAGGCCUGAGGUGCCUGCCCUGAGGAAGGGGUGGCUGGACGCCGGGCCCAGUCUGGGAAAUGCUCCCGGCAUGGCCUCUUCCCCCCUCCUCACCCGUGACACACGCAUGUUGUUGCCGCGAGCACCGGUGGAUGGAGGGAGACUUUGUGGGCCCGGCGCGCUCUCUCGUGGCUCUGUUUCAGCCACGGACAGACCCAGCCUGUGGACAGCAAGUGUUGCCCAAGUAGGAAUAAUAAAGCGGGUUUUGUGCACUU
Molecule: messenger RNA, 3728 nt
Organism: Gracilinanus agilis (Agile Gracile Mouse Opossum)
Lineage: Eukaryota; Metazoa; Chordata; Mammalia; Didelphimorphia; Didelphidae
Gene: DGCR2
Product: DiGeorge syndrome critical region gene 2
Exons: 10
Coding region: 325-1953 (542 amino acids)
Cellular component (GO): membrane
Molecular function (GO): protein binding
Source: RefSeq, a predicted model, not a curated record